This is a messenger RNA of Fomitopsis serialis, 528 nucleotides long. Its product is annotated as mitochondrial ribosomal subunit S27-domain-containing protein. Bases 39 to 374 code for a protein of 111 amino acids. Lineage: Eukaryota; Fungi; Basidiomycota; Agaricomycetes; Polyporales; Fomitopsidaceae. The record is from RefSeq and is a predicted model, not a curated record. Gene Ontology annotation, cellular component: mitochondrion. The transcript has 2 exons.
GCCGUCACGCUCCUGCUCACGACUUGUUGGCAGCACUCAUGGCCGCCGUUGCCUCCGCCGUCAACCCAUCGCGGCUGGCUGCCCUCACUCGCCUCCGAUGCGCCGUAUUCCAGACCUCAUAUAACCCGACAAGCGUUCGGACUGGUGCGAAGUACUUCCGUGCGCGCCUCCGCGGCCCCUCUAUGGUCGAAUACUACCCGCCGCAAAUGACCUUCGGCAUGUUCAAUCGCAUGUCCCGACGAGAAAUCAGGAUCACAGAUCCGACGGAGGCGCAGAGGCUCACGAAUGUGGAGGCGAAGAAGAAGAGAGGAAAGGGCACGCCGAAGAAGGCCAAGUCCGCUGCCGACAGUCGCAGAGUGCGCAGGCGAAAAUAGAACAGUGCAUACUUGUAUGCCGUGGUCGGGUCGUGACGAUUUGCUCUGCAUUGUAUUCAUUGCUCUCGACGAUCGCCAAUGCCCAUAUUCAUCGGGUGUAACUCUCGCGUUUCGUACGCCCAGCUCACAGAUGUGCGCACAAGUUAUCUCAACU